Molecule: messenger RNA, 1596 nt
Organism: Ruditapes philippinarum (Manila clam)
Lineage: Eukaryota; Metazoa; Mollusca; Bivalvia; Venerida; Veneridae
Exons: 7
Coding region: 38-1507 (489 amino acids)
Molecular function (GO): hydrolase activity
Source: RefSeq, a predicted model, not a curated record
UUUAUCACUUUUAGUUUGAGACUAACGAACGUGUGGGAUGUUUUCAAUUCCUGUUUUAACUUUUGCUUUCAUUUUGCCUGUUUCUGUGUUCGCAUUAGAAGCAAAAGUAUUAAAGCCAACGAAAAAUGGAACUUUCGACGUUGGUAUCAUUAUAACACCGGGAGCUGACAUUGCCGGUGAGGCGUACGAACAGCUAGGUAUAAAACUGCAGGAGGCUUUCAAUGGCCGCAUGUGGAUAUCUUUGCUGUGUGACUUUCCAUUCAACACUCCAAAUCCCUUACAGUUAGGUACGGGCGUCAGUGAAUCAAUUUCAAAGUUCAAAGAUGCGGGGUUUCAAGGGAAGAACAUAUUCUUGGCAGGACAUAGUCUGGGUGGUGUAUUUGUUGGCAGCUAUGGUUUGAACCAUUGGUCACAACUAAAGGGUGUGAUGUUGUUUGCCUCGUACUUGACAAGAUCUCAUAGAUUGAGGGACUACCCCUUGCCAGUACUGACCAUCUCCGGUGAUCUCGACGGGCUUACACGGAUCACUAGAAUUGUAGACACAUUUGAAGAGUUGGAAAAUGAGACAUUACACAACCCUACACCUUUAAACCUGAUAACGCCGGUAAUUGUAAUGCGAGGUAUCAACCAUGGUCAUUUUGCUUCUGGAAAUAUGCCACCAAACGUUCUAAAACAUGACCUUCCCGUUGACAAGGACAUUACAUUCGACAUCGCUCAUUCGACGAUAGCUUCCCAUGUGUCCAAUUUCAUCACUGUUAACACUGGUCUACCAAAAGAAGACUACGCCAAAGCUACUGCUGGUUUGAAAGGGGCAUAUACCAGUACACAAAAUAUAAUAAAGCCUCUGUCAAAGAUCAAGGCUUUGGACACAAACAAAGCAAAGUCAUCAUUUUCUACGGUGACUGCUCAGAAAUAUAUUUUGGGUGAUAAACUGGCGGCACAUGUAGAUGUUGGUGACAAGGAAAUCUCUUUACAAGAGAUCGAUUUUUAUGAGCCAGAUGUACAAUUAAAAAAUAAAUCGUUUGCGCAUGUGCAGACUUAUUCGAAUGUCGUUGUACCCUUUGACCCGGAAGAUGUUUCGUUAAAUCCGCAGACGCCAUCGGAAAUCCAGUCUGUGAUGAAGAGUAAAGAGGGAAUGAUAGAAUUGCUUCCGGGUGUCCCACACGACAGCCGAAAUCUGACAUGUCGGGAUUUAAACAAGUUCCUAUAUCACGUUGCUCUAAAUGCAUCUUCAUCUCUUGCCCACAACCGUUCCGUGGAAAGAAAUUCACCGGAAAUAACGUUCCAUGAUGAUGGCAUCUCCGGUAAUGUGUUAAAUUGGACAUUAGACUCUUUAGACCUGAAAUAUGGUGCAAAUGGGGCUCUGGAUGUCACUUCAUACGCAUUUAUUGUUGCAGCAGACGACAAAGGUGGGAAAAUGGCGGGAACUAUUCACUGUAAAUUGUUAUCACCAUACAGAGCAAUGGAAUGGAUUUACAUAGAUUCAUUGAAGAGAAAUGUCUCGUAAAAGUUUUUUGGUGAUUUUUUGUUGUACUAAAUAGACCAAUCUUUUUAUUUCCCACUGUGUUUUUGUAAUAAAGAUAUCUUGGAUUCGGA